CAGGUGUUACAAUUUCAAGAAAUGCUGUGACCUGUCUGAAGAAUAUCAUUCAUAGAAACUUUCAUCUCGUCAUAGUUUUUUAAAACUAGAAUGGCUUUGAAAAAAACACCUAAACUAUUCAAGAAAUUAUUUUUUCACUGGAAACUUUGGAAGUUUAGCAUUAUUGUGUUUGUCUUUCUGAUAUUUUUAUUUUUAUUACAAAGAGAAGUAGGUGUUCAUGAUUUUAAAGAUGAAGCUGGGAUUGAGCCAGUUGUUGGAAAGAAAAGUCAUGUAUUAGGUCUUGUGUUAAAUGCUAUGAACAAUAUCAAAGGUGCAAAGCCAAAAAUGCAGAUAAAAGCACCUAUUAGGCGAACUAAGAUUCCUGGAGAGAGACACUGUUUGCCAGGACAUUAUACUGCAGUGGAACUAAAACCUUUUCUAGAUCGACCCCUUCAAGAUCCUAAUGCUCCUGGAGCUUCUGGUAAACCAUUUAAAACUACCAACUUAAAUUCAGAAGAGCAAAAAGAAAAACAGCGUGGAGAAGAAAAACACUGUUUUAAUGCAUUUGCAAGUGAUAGGAUUUCUUUACACCGAGAUCUUGGACCAGACACUCGACCUCCUGAAUGUAUUGAACAGAAGUUUAAGCGUUGCCCGCCAUUGCCAACCACAAGUGUUAUAAUAGUUUUUCAUAACGAAGCAUGGUCCACUCUGCUCAGAACUGUUCACAGCGUGAUGUAUACGUCUCCUGCCAUACUGCUAAAGGAGAUUAUUUUGGUGGAUGAUGCCAGUGUAGAUGAAUACUUGCAUGAUAAACUAGAUGAAUAUGUGAAACAAUUUCAAGUAGUUAAAGUAGUUCGUCAAAAGGAAAGAAAAGGUCUAAUCACUGCACGGUUGUUGGGAGCUUCAGUAGCAACAGGAGAGACCCUUACCUUUCUGGAUGCUCAUUGUGAAUGCUUUUAUGGCUGGUUAGAGCCAUUAUUGGCAAGAAUAGCUGAGAACCCUGUCGCUGUUGUAAGCCCUGAUAUUGCUUCUAUAGAUCUCAAUACUUUUGAAUUCAGUAAACCAUCUCCUUACGGGCAUAGCCACAACAGAGGAAAUUUUGAUUGGAGUUUGUCAUUUGGAUGGGAGUCUCUUCCCAAACAUGAAAAUAAAAGAAGAAAAGAUGAAACCUAUCCAAUUAGAACACCUACUUUUGCGGGAGGUCUCUUUUCAAUAUCAAAAGACUACUUCGAACACAUUGGAAGCUAUGAUGAAGAAAUGGAAAUAUGGGGAGGUGAAAAUAUAGAAAUGUCUUUCAGAGUAUGGCAAUGUGGUGGACAGUUGGAGAUCAUGCCUUGCUCUGUUGUUGGCCAUGUCUUUCGCAGCAAGAGUCCCCAUACUUUCCCAAAAGGUACUCAAGUGAUCACACGUAAUCAAGUCCGCCUUGCAGAAGUCUGGAUGGAUGAAUAUAAAGAAAUAUUUUACCGAAGAAACACAGAGGCAGCAAAAAUUGUGAAACAAAAAACAUUCGGAGACAUCUCAAAAAGACUUGAUUUAAGGCAGCGUCUGCAGUGUAAAAAUUUUACGUGGUAUCUCAGUAAUGUUUAUCCAGAAGCAUACGUGCCAGAUCUGAAUCCUUUGUUUUCUGGAUAUUUAAAAAAUACAGGUAACCACAUGUGUCUGGAUGUUGGUGAAAAUAACCAUGGUGGCAAACCAUUGAUUAUGUAUUCUUGUCAUGGACUUGGAGGAAAUCAGUACUUUGAAUAUUCUGCACACCAUGAAGUUCGACAUAACAUUCAGAAGGAGCUUUGUCUGCAUGCUUCUAAAGGACCUGUGCAGCUUCGCGAAUGUAAUUACAAAGGCCAGAAGACCUUUGCCGUUGGAGAACAGCAAUGGCUGCAUCAGAAGGAUCAAACUCUGUACAAUGCAGCGCUACGUAUGUGCCUUACUGGAAAUGGAGAGCAUCCGAGUUUGGCAUCCUGUAAUCCAUCAGACCCCUUCCAGAAGUGGAUCUUUGGCCAGAACAAUUAAGAUUUGAUAUUUAUAGGCCAGGAGCACUUUAUUAAAAGAAAAGAUCUGUUCUAAACUGUGAUCAUAUAUGUAUACUGCAUUUUUAAGUGAUGUGUACUUUAAAUGCAAAGUGUUUAAACAGUUUCUUUUCCCUCUUAUUUAAGUUGGAUAUAAAAUGUAUCAUCAGAGAUUCCCUAGGAGUCUGUUAUACCAAAGGUGAUUGAGAUCUUAAUUAAGAAAAAUGUUUACAACAUGUCUAUGAUAAGACUUUAUAUGUUGACCACUGAUUCAUGAUCCGAUAGUCCUCUUU
Molecule: messenger RNA, 2278 nt
Organism: Pterocles gutturalis (yellow-throated sandgrouse)
Lineage: Eukaryota; Metazoa; Chordata; Aves; Pterocliformes; Pteroclidae
Gene: GALNT3
Product: polypeptide N-acetylgalactosaminyltransferase 3
Exons: 10
Coding region: 91-1989 (632 amino acids)
Cellular component (GO): Golgi apparatus
Source: RefSeq, a predicted model, not a curated record